Molecule: messenger RNA, 1100 nt
Organism: Babesia bovis T2Bo
Lineage: Eukaryota; Apicomplexa; Aconoidasida; Piroplasmida; Babesiidae
Exons: 10
Coding region: 2-1057 (351 amino acids)
Source: RefSeq, a predicted model, not a curated record
CAUGUCAGUGAAUACAACUAUGACGCGACUUUGGACAAAAGAAGAAACACUAGAAUUCAUUAAAUAUGCAAAAGAAACGUAUACCAAAGAAGAUCGCCAGAAUCUAGAAAAAAAGUUAAGAGGAAGUGCUGAACAUGGAUUAGUAAAAGAAAGCAACAUCGAGCGCUAUAAGCAUGGAUUCGCAAAACAUGAUGAUGACAUUAUCGGAGAAUGUGUAGAACAACUGUGGUACAGUGACGAUAAAAUGGCCAAUGUAGUACAAGAAGCACUUGAAAUGGCCUCACAAUCAUAUGAAAAUGUGAAGAAAAAGGGAUUCAAAGAUGGCCUCAAACUGCCACAAGAAGUGGAUACGCAACUUAUCGCAACAUCCUGGAAACAAGCUUUUACGAAAACCAUUAUCAAGCACACAAUACCACUAAUAGAACAAGUCUGUGCCAGCAGGAGUAGAGAUGGCGGAUUAUGCGCUAUUAGUGAGCAUAACUAUAACUACUUCGAGUCCAAUGUGUUACAUGAUAUCAUCUAUAAAGGUAUAGGAAUAGUGAAUAAGUAUGUGCCAGUGGAUAUUCCCGCUAUCAUGAGAGAGAUGGAGAUGAUGCAAUUCAACGGAGUCUUUACAAAGAAUGUAGAAGCUAAUAAUGCAUAUCAAAACUGCUCUACCGUAUGGCUAAAGUCAGAGCAUCUGAUGCCGCGGCACCAGAAGGAAACUAUAAAAGCUGUUGACAGGAUUAAAACAAUACCAUUUGAACUGUGCAAAAGAUGCAAGAUAAUGCUACAGAUCAUCUCCUACGUGAGGAUAGUGCUAGUAACUGGACCAAACGCAGAAAUAAGGAAACACUGCGAUUCACAAAAUUCCGGUGUCAUGUUUACAGUGCUUUAUGUAGCCGGUAUGCAGGCAGCAGAGGAUCUAGACCUCAACGUAACACUGGAUGGAGCCACAAGUAAAAUAAAACUUGAGCCAAAUAUGCUCAUUAUAUUGAGAAACAAUGUAACAUACGAACUGAAACCACUACAAGGCAAGGUGUUCUUCAUAAGUGCAUGGAUCACUGGUGCUAAAUAGCAUCACCAGCCCAGAACCUACACUGAUAAUUAUCACUCAACUA